AUCUCUCUCUCUCUCUCUCUCUCUCUCUCUCAACAAAGCGUUACAGAGCAGAAGUAGAAGAAGAAGCGAGGGUGAGACAUGUCGGACGAUGAGAGAGGCGAAGAGUACCUCUUCAAGAUUGUGAUCAUCGGAGAUUCCGCCGUCGGCAAAUCCAACCUCCUCACACGCUACGCUCGUAACGAGUUCAAUCCGAAUUCUAAAGCAACGAUCGGCGUCGAGUUUCAGACUCAGAGCAUGGUCAUCGACGGGAAGGAGGUCAAAGCUCAGAUUUGGGAUACCGCCGGCCAGGAACGCUUCCGCGCCGUCACUUCCGCCUAUUACCGUGGCGCCGUCGGAGCUCUCGUCGUCUACGACAUCACUCGUAGCUCCACCUUCGAGAACGUCGGUCGCUGGCUCGAUGAGCUCAACACUCAUUCUGAUACAACAGUAGCAAAAAUGCUCAUUGGAAACAAAUGUGAUCUCGAGAGCAUAAGAGCAGUGAGCGUUGAGGAAGGCAAAAGCCUUGCAGAGUCUGAAGGUUUGUUUUUCAUGGAGACAUCCGCGUUGGACUCAACCAACGUCAAGACAGCUUUCGAGAUGGUUAUUCGCGAGAUCUAUAGCAACAUUAGCCGUAAGCAACUGAACUCUGAUUCUUACAAAGAGGAACUAACCGUGAAUCGGGUUAGUUUGGUCAAGAACGACAACGAAGGGACAAAGACGUUUUCUUGCUGCUCGAGGUAACAUCUCUGUACCUGGCUUCUCUUUGUCCUGAGAGUUAAGUUGGUUUUGGGGGUUAACUUAUAGAAAGACAAAGACAUUCUUUUUGUUCUCAACUGAAGUUAAAGCAAAAGAGAGAAAGGGGUUUUGAGUUUCUUUGUUACAGAUACAGAAGAUAUGUUAGCAAAAUUGGAUAAGAAGUUGCGUCAGUGUAUAAGUUAAUGUUCUUAUAUCUACUUCCUACUUGUAACUUUUGUAAACUUGCGAAUCUUAAAUCAAUUUUGAUUUU
This is a messenger RNA of Eutrema salsugineum, 985 nucleotides long. Its product is annotated as ras-related protein RABA5c. The record is from RefSeq and is a predicted model, not a curated record. The coding region runs from base 79 to 720 and encodes 213 amino acids. The transcript is spliced from 2 exons. Lineage: Eukaryota; Viridiplantae; Streptophyta; Magnoliopsida; Brassicales; Brassicaceae. Gene Ontology annotation, molecular function: GTP binding; GTPase activity. Gene Ontology annotation, cellular component: endosome.